Messenger RNA from Dama dama (fallow deer), 756 nucleotides. It is a transcript of the gene C1QTNF8, whose product is annotated as C1q and TNF related 8. The record is from RefSeq and is a predicted model, not a curated record. The transcript is spliced from 2 exons. The coding region runs from base 1 to 756 and encodes 251 amino acids. Gene Ontology annotation, molecular function: protein binding. NCBI's taxonomy places the organism in Eukaryota, Metazoa, Chordata, Mammalia, Artiodactyla, Cervidae.
AUGGUGGCCCCUGCCCUCCUGCUGCUCCUGGCACUGCCUGCUGGGGCCUGGCGUGGCCUGGGGCUGCCCCGCCGGCCAUGCGUGCAGUGCUGCCGUCCAGCCUGGCCCCCCGCCGCCCCCGGCCCAGGCGCCCACGUGAGCGACGGGGACCCAUGGGCGCGGCUGCCCCGCCUGCAGCCCACCAUCGACAUCUCGAUCCUCAAAGGUGAGAAGGGUGAGGCCGGGAUCAGAGGUCACUCUGGCAGGAGUGGGAAGGAGGGCCCACCGGGCUCCCGGGGCCUCCGGGGCCACAAGGGCCAGAAGGGGCAGGCAGGGCUGCCUGGCGCCCAGUGCACGCGCGCCUACGCGGCCUUCUCGGUGGGCCGACGGGAGGGGCUGCACAGCGCCGACGCCCUCCAGGCGGUGACCUUCGACAUGGAGCUGGUCAACCUGGACGGCGCCUUCGACCUGGCCUCCGGCCGCUUCCUCUGCACCGCGCCCGGCGUCUAUUUCCUGAGCCUCAACGUGCACACCUGGAACUACAAGGAGACCUACCUGCACAUCAUGCGCAACGCGCACGCGGCCGCCGUGCUGUACGCGCAGCCCAGCGAGCGCAGCGUGAUGCAGGCGCAGAGCCUGCUGCUGCCGCUGGCCGCGGGCGACGCCGUCUGGGUGCGCAUGUUCCAGCGCGACCGCGACAACGCCAUCUUCGGUGAGCGCGGCGACCUCUACAUCACCUUCAGCGGCCACCUGGUCAAGCCGGACGCCGAGCUCUGA